Molecule: messenger RNA, 972 nt
Organism: Sparassis crispa
Lineage: Eukaryota; Fungi; Basidiomycota; Agaricomycetes; Polyporales; Sparassidaceae
Product: Cellulose-growth-specific protein
Exons: 6
Coding region: 1-972 (323 amino acids)
Source: RefSeq, a predicted model, not a curated record
AUGUCGUGGUUUCUGUUGCUCUCUCUUUGCUCCGUGCUCCGGCUUGCCUCCGCCCACGGCUUUGUCACGGAAGUAGGGAUUGACGGUGCAAUUUACCAAGGGAAUCCUCCGGGACACAACGAAACCGUCAGUCCCAUACGAAUAGUGUCUAGCAAUAGCCCGGUACAGAACACGUCCGACGUCAACCUGGCAUGUGGACUCGACGCACAGAGUGCGCCGAUAGACGUGAGGACACAAACCGGGAGCAACGUGACCUUUGACUGGGUCUCUGGCUCGGGCGGGCAUUGGCCACACGGCGUCGGGCCGAUCCUCACCUACAUGGCUUCCUGUGGCGGCCCGGGCUCCUCCUGCACUGACUUCAACGCAACGGACGGCCAGUGGUUCAAGAUCGACCAGGUUGCCAAGCAGAGCGACGGUACAUGGGUGCAGGCGAACAUCAUGAAUGGCGCAAAUUUCACCGUCAUCCUGCCGAGUGAUCUCAUGCCGGGGCCCUACCUGGUCAGGAACGAGCUUAUCGCCCUGCAAAAUGCGAUGAGCGUAGGCGGCGCAGAGUUCUACCCCUCCUGCACGCAGCUGAACAUCGUCGGCGACGGCACGAUGGUGCCCUCGCCAAACGACACAGUGUCGCUCCCAGGGGCGUACGCAGCCACUGACCCUGGAAUACACGUCGACGUCUACGACAACCCAGACGCACCGUACGUCUUCCCAGGCCCACCCAUCGCGACGUUCGUCCCACAGACAACUAUGGGUGUGCCCACUCUGACUCAAAGUCAGCCUGAUGCACCGGCGGAGGCACCGGCAGAGGCACCGGCGGAGGCACCCGUGAGUACUCCUACCGAUCCUCCUCCAUCAGCGGCCAGCCCCACAGACAAUUUCAACAACGGGGAAAUGGCGGUACUGAUUGUUCCCGGGGUGGGGUCCCCAAACGUCCGCCGCCACACUCUGGUGAUCGAUCCACGUUGGUCGCGAUGA